UUGGUGUAGAAAAAUCUAUAAUGUUCAGCAGAAUCAGAUUCGCCCACAAGAAAUCGCCGAUUUCAUCUCCGAAAAACGUGUUCUCAAUGUUCCUUUAUCUGUAGAAGACCUUGAAAAAAUCCUGGAUGUUGCAGUUUUAGAUGGAACUAUUGAGAGAAGAGCAGAUGGGAAGAUUCGAGCUUGUCCACCACGAGUUAGCGCAUCUCCACUGGUUUCAGUUCCUUGCGCAGUUUGUCCGGUUGUUGAAGAUUGUCGACCUGGUUAUAGUAUUUCACCGGAAACUUGUCAAUAUAUGAAACAAUGGCUCGAUGGAUUAUAG
This is a messenger RNA of Caenorhabditis angaria, 319 nucleotides long. The record is from the annotation of a GenBank genome assembly. NCBI's taxonomy places the organism in Eukaryota, Metazoa, Nematoda, Chromadorea, Rhabditida, Rhabditidae.